Aspergillus clavatus NRRL 1 is the source of this 1476-nucleotide messenger RNA. It is a transcript of the gene met2, whose product is annotated as homoserine O-acetyltransferase. Gene Ontology annotation, biological process: L-homoserine metabolic process. The record is from RefSeq and is a predicted model, not a curated record. The coding region runs from base 1 to 1476 and encodes 491 amino acids. Gene Ontology annotation, molecular function: homoserine O-acetyltransferase activity. The transcript is spliced from 3 exons. NCBI's taxonomy places the organism in Eukaryota, Fungi, Ascomycota, Eurotiomycetes, Eurotiales, Aspergillaceae.
AUGGUGCCUGAUACCACCAGUGCUCCUGGAACCUUCCAGAGAGUCGCUUCCCUCCCUGAGAACCCAUACGCCACAUUGAUCACCGAUCAAUCGAUCGCGAUCAUCCCCUCAUUUACCCUGGAAUCGGGAGUUACCCUUCACAAUGUCCCCGUCGCCUACACUACCCGUGGCGAAUUGUCUCCAAGCCGUGACAAUGUACUCGUGAUCUGCCAUGCUCUGAGCGGCAGUGCCGAUGUGGCCGAUUGGUGGGGUCCUUUGCUUGGUGGCCCUGGUCAAGCUUUCGACACUUCUCGAUUCUUCGUGAUCUGCUUGAACAGCCUCGGUAGCCCUUACGGAAGUGCGAGUGCUGUGACUGCUAAAGAUGGCGACCCGGCGAAGGGAUUGUAUGGACCUGAAUUUCCUCUUACGACUGUCCGUGACGACGUUAGGAUUCACAAGAUGGUUCUGGAUGAUUUGGGCGUCCGACAGAUCGCAGCUGUCGUCGGAGGUUCCAUGGGAGGCAUGCUGACUCUCGAAUAUGCCUACUUUGGCAAGGACUAUGUACGAGCGAUUGUUCCCAUCGCUACCUCAGCGCGUCAUUCUGCCUGGUGCAUCAGUUGGGGUGAGGCUCAGCGGCAAAGCAUCUACAGUGACCCCAAAUAUGAAGAUGGAUACUACCCAUUCGACGAUCCGCCAGCCACUGGCUUGGGUGCAGCCCGUAUGUCCGCUCUCUUGACAUACAGAAGCCGCAACUCCUUCGAGUCUCGGUUCGGUAGAAAUGUGCCCGAUCCGUCCAAGAAGCAAACCAUCAAUGGCUCCGAGCAAUCACCGACCCCACUGAAUGAACACUGGGCCAUCCACAAUGAUGGGCACAAGAAUGGGUUAUCCUCUCGAGCGCCCAGCGAACGCGGUUCGCCUGCUCCUCAGCAGCCCUCCGAGGUCCAGUACAUGGAUCCCCAGUUCUCCGGAACCAAGACCUUCAGCACACCAGUCAGCGAGAGUAAUCGCAAGCAGCCUCCAACAUACUUUUCUGCACAGUCAUAUCUCCGCUACCAGGGAGAGAAGUUUGUGAAGCGGUUUGACGCCAACUGUUACAUUGCCAUUACACGCAAACUUGACACGCACGAUGUGUCUCGGCACCGUGCCAGUCCGGACUCGGCGGAUCCCGUCAAAGAGGCCCUAUCCCAGAUCGAGCAGCCGACAUUGGUUCUCGGUAUCGAAAGUGACGGUCUUUUCACCUUUGAGGAGCAGAAGGAGAUUGCAGCGGGCAUCCCAGACUCGAGACUCCUACGGAUCGAGAGUCCUGAGGGUCACGAUGCCUUCCUGUUACAGUUCGAGCAGGUUAACCGCUACAUUCUCGGGUUCUUCCGGGAAGUCUUGCCGGAUAUUAUGUCGAAGCCGCCUGCCAACGGGGCUGUCGCCAUGGACGGAGUGAACAAACUCACUAAGAGCAGCACAUUUGGCGAGGCGGAAGUGGAGGAUAUCACCGCCUGGUAA